Molecule: messenger RNA, 516 nt
Organism: Juglans microcarpa x Juglans regia
Lineage: Eukaryota; Viridiplantae; Streptophyta; Magnoliopsida; Fagales; Juglandaceae
Exons: 3
Coding region: 1-516 (171 amino acids)
Source: RefSeq, a predicted model, not a curated record
AUGGCUUCCGAUACACGACUUAAGAGCAUUCUUCCCCAGAGUAUUUCACCCACACAGAGUGCUUUUGUUCCUAGUAGAAUGAUUCUAGACAAUGUAAUUGUUGUUUUUGAGGCUUUGCACUCAAUGUCUACUAAAGGGAAAGGGCAACAAGGUUAUAUGGCUGUCAAGUUGGACAUGAGCAAAGCAUAUGAUAGGAUGAAAUGGAUUUUUUUGGAAAAGGCUAUGGUGAAAAUGGGUUUCAAUCUGAGCUUAUUGAAUCAUACUGAAGCUGUCAAGAAUAUUCAUGGAUUUCUUAUUUGUAGAGGCGAACUAAACAUUAACUAUCUUUUCUUUGCAGAUGAUAGUUUGCUAUUUUGUAGAGCUAAUGCAAUGGAGUGGGCUAUUCUUAACAGGUUGCUAGGCCUCUAUGAAAAUGCAUCAGGACAUAAACUUAAUAAGUCCAAGAUUUCAAUAUUCUUUAGUGCCAAUAGAAGAAAAGCUCCCAGAGAUGAUAUCCUAAGCAUUGCAGGAACUUGA